Molecule: messenger RNA, 1299 nt
Organism: Triticum turgidum subsp. durum (durum wheat)
Lineage: Eukaryota; Viridiplantae; Streptophyta; Magnoliopsida; Poales; Poaceae
Source: the annotation of a GenBank genome assembly
AUGGCGAAAACCAUGCUGCUCCUGCUGCUCUGCGCGACGAUCGCGGCACACGCGCACGCGCAGGCGCCGACGCAGCCGGCUGCGGAGGAGACGCCGCCUGGGGCGGGCGUGAAGGUGUCGUUCCGGCCGAGCGUGGCCAUCGUGGUGGGCAUCUUCACCAUGAUCUUCUCCCUCACCUUCCUCCUCCUCAUGUACGCCAAGUUCUGCCACCCCGCCAACACGCCCCUCCUCCCCGCCACCACCACCGCCAGCCCCUCCCGCGCGCCCGCCCCCGACGCCUUGAUCGAGUCGGAGGCCAGCGCCGGCGUGGGCAAGGCGGUCAUCGAGUCGCUGCCCUUCUUCCGGUUCGCGGCGCUGCGCGGGGCGCGGCAGGGCCUGGAGUGCGCCGUGUGCCUGGCCCGCUUCGACGACGCCGACCUGCUCCGCCUGCUCCCCCGCUGCCGCCACGCCUUCCACCUCGACUGCGUCGAUCGCUGGCUGCACUCCAGCGCCAGCUGCCCGCUCUGCCGCGCCCGCGUCCACCCCGACGACGCCGACCUCGGCCUCAAGUACGCCGCCGCCAGCGCGCGCUUCGUCUUCGGAGCAGGCGACAACGCAGCCGCCGUUGGUGCCGCCCCCGCACCGUCCUCCGGCCGCGACCUCCUCGCAGGCAUCUUCGUCGAGCGCGUGCCGUCGGCGCGCUUCGGCGGCAUAGGAGACGCUGGCGCCGGUGAUGAUGCUGGUGCUGCUGAUGAGUCUAACUCUAAGCUGGACCGGCACCGGCAUCGCAUCGUGGUGUCGGACAGCGUGUUCAAGAGCCGGUGGAGCGACCUCAACUCGGCGGACCUCAUCGCGCUGGACACGGAGAUGCUGCGCUCCGUCUCCAGCGGCCGCUUCCCCUACCCCUACCCCGACGACGACAUUAUCUUCCUAGGAGACGAGCCGCCGGAGGAGCGCGGCCACCGAGACGAUCACGACGGCGCCGGCGUGUCCAUUGAGAUUGAGAGGAAGCGGCUGCUGGACGUGGAGAGCGGGAGCGGCAGCAAGGCGGCGCCCAGCCUGGUACGUGGACUUGGAGGGUGCGGCGGCUCCGACGCCGUGGAGCCAUCGUCGGUGCGCGCGGCGUCGAGGCUGGUGUCGUCGGGCGUGCGGUCUAUGUCGGAGAUCGUGCGGCUGCCUCGGGUGGCGGUAAGGACGGAGGAGGAGGAGAGGGCGCGGCAGCGGUGGGUGCCCAUCGCGCGGCGGACGGCGCGGUGGUUGGCCAGCCGGAGCAGGAGCAGGGAGGAGGACGUCAACGCCGCCGACCGCCUCCGUGUGUAA